Molecule: messenger RNA, 525 nt
Organism: Ambispora gerdemannii
Lineage: Eukaryota; Fungi; Glomeromycota; Glomeromycetes; Archaeosporales; Ambisporaceae
Source: the annotation of a GenBank genome assembly
AUGAGCAAACAAAGCGCACAACUCGAGCGGUACAGGGGCAGGGAAACCGAUGACUAUUCAAGUGACUCAGAUGUCUAUAGUGAUAAUAUAUCUGAAAGUGGAUCAGAGAAUUGCAGUGACUAUGGUUCCGACUAUGAGUCAGAUACCGAAACAAGUACUAUUAAGCCUCCAAUACCCCAACCCCCUAAAGUAGAAGAACUAAUGUCUAAUACGACAUAUUCCACAAAGCAAGUGAGCCCCACAUAUUCCAAAAGGCAAGAAAGAUUCGAUGAUAAAUUUACACAAAAAGAUGUGAUGAAUAAAAUCCGUGAAAUCGUUUCUUUACCUACCAGAGAUAUGUCGAACAAUAAAGGAUCAUUAGAAGAUAUACAUUUAUGGGACUAUCUCUUACCUAAUUACGGAGCAAAAGAAGGAAUUAGUCUGCUUGAUGCAUAUACAUGGGGGGAGUUAGCAGAUAAAUUAGUUAUACAGGUAGAACAAGAAAAAAUGGAAGCUGAAAACGUUAAUACUAAAAAUGAUUGGUAA